Sebastes umbrosus (honeycomb rockfish) is the source of this 2353-nucleotide messenger RNA. RefSeq names its product retinal outer segment membrane protein 1a (gene rom1a). Bases 245 to 1270 code for a protein of 341 amino acids. Gene Ontology annotation, biological process: visual perception. The transcript has 5 exons. The record is from RefSeq and is a predicted model, not a curated record. Gene Ontology annotation, cellular component: membrane. Lineage: Eukaryota; Metazoa; Chordata; Actinopteri; Perciformes; Sebastidae.
ACUUUAAGAGGAUAGGUAGGCAUUAGUGGUAAGACGUUCCCUGCAUCCAGGUUUGCCAAAUCCAGUGUGCCAAAUCCACUGUGUGGCACACUGGAUGGUAUAUAGUGGUCGCCGGAGAUAACUGGACCUUUUUUCAGCACUUUUUGGGGAGACAAAUAAGACAAAGCACAGCAUCGGCCCUCGCUGCCUCGUCGCUCUCCUUCCCCUAUUCCCCCGGUAAGACUCGGAUUCACUCGCUGCAACCAUGGUGGUGAUGAAGAUGAAGUUCCCCUUUGAGAAAAGGGUGAAGCUGGCCCAGGGACUGUGGCUCCUCUCCUGGUGCGCCACAGUUGCCGGGGCCAUCACCUUCAGCCUGGGCUGCGUCCUCAAGGCGGAGCUCCGCAGGAGGGCAGAGGUGAUGGAUAACUCGGACAUACAUAUUGUGCCCAACACCCUCAUGAUCGUUGGUCUGGCCUCCUUGGGUAUCAACUACUUUGCUUCAAGGGUCUGCCAGGAUGCUCUGGAUGCCGGGCGAUUUCCUCGCUGGAAGAACAUGUUGAAGCCCUACUUCGCCAUCUCUUGCUUCUUCACCGUCCUCAUGUUGCUCUCCGUCAUCAUGUGCUACGCGAUGAAGGGCAGCCUGGAGUCGUCCCUGAAGGUCGGCUUGAAGAACGGCAUCCGCUUCUACAAGGACACGGACACCCCGGGCCGCUGCUUCCAGAAACAGAACAUCGAUCGGCUGCAGAUGGAUUUUCAGUGCUGCGGGAACAGUGACUUCAGGGACUGGUUUGAGUGCCAGUGGAUCAGCAACCGCUACCUUGAUUUCAGCUCCAAGGAAGUGAAAGACCGCAUCAAGAGCAACGUGGACGGCCGUUACUUGGUCGAUGGCGUCCCAUUCAGUUGCUGCAACCCCAGCUCUCCACGGCCAUGCAUCCAGUAUCAGCUCACCAACAACUCAGCCCACUAUAACUACGAAUACCAAACCGAGGAGCUCAACAUCUACCUCCGAGGUUGCAGAGAGGCCCUGGUCCACUACUACAUGGGCCUGAUGAACACCAUUGGGGCUGGAGUGCUGUCAGUCUUCCUCUUACAGGGCUCAGUGCUGGUGAGCUUGCGGUUCCUGCAGACCGCCAUGGAGGCAGUGGCGGGGAAUGAGAACACAGAGAUUGAGACGGAAGGGUACUUGCUGGAGAAAUCAGUGAAAGAAACCGUCAUGGAGUACCUCGAACCCGUGUUGAAGUUCUUCCUGCUUACAAACCAGGUGGAGGAGGGCGCUCCUGCCGCCACCUAAACCACAAAAAAAAUGUGUACACACAUGUAAAUAAUUUUUACACAAAGAUAAUUAAUGAUUUGAAUUUGAAAAUAGAAUAUUAAUCACAAAUUUCUAUGAAUUUCACAGAUUUAGGGAUAGUAUUUUUUAUUGUGAGAUGACCAGCACGGGUGAAGUAAAUAUUUACUAUAUUACUAUAUUGUACUUUCACACUCAAAUUCUAUAUGCUGAGCUGAUACCCCCUCUGUUAUCCACAUACUGUACAACAUCAGAAAAGAUAUACACAAAUACACAAAAUCACCUCACUGCUUUUGACUGUGAUCUGCAUUUAAUUGCAUUCACACACAAGUCUGUGUCAAAAGCAGUAAAACAAUCACCACUCAGUCACUCGGUAAACAGUGAUUCACGAGGCAGUGUACAAAAAUGGUCUUACAAAAAUAAGGAAGUAAAGCUGACUGUAGGGAGACACAAGGCACAAUGCUCUGCUGCGCAACAGGACCACUCAUGGGACAUAAUAUAUAACAGAUGACUUUAAAAAAAUAUUAAAAUUUGAGGUUACUAAUUGCCUUAUGGAGUGGAGUCACUUAUUGCUUCUUCUUUUUUUCUAACGACAUGCAGACAUUAAAAUACUUCACCCUCCAUAACAGCUGCUCCAAGUUGCUAAUUUCUUCCCUGCCAGUGAAAGGAAUAGGAUUAUGGAGAUGGAUAUAAUCGAUGUCAGUAAUGCAGUGAAAGCCAUCAGGUGUGUCCUCUGUUCUGACACCUUUCUUAAAGCUUUUAAUCCAAUUUGUUAAUACCCGACCUGCUGCCCUUGCAGUUAGACACCUGCGUCAGGUGAAUGUAAGAUGCAGAGUGAACUAUGCCAUGGCUUUAUUUGCUUAUGGAAAUAUAAGUACUUAAAAAAUGAUAAUGUUUGAUGAUGAUUUUCAAGUUUGGAGGAAGAGUUUUUGUUCUUUUACCCAUGUCCCUGGGCAGUUCAUAAAAAAAUAAAAGAGGUUUAUUCUACACUGUCUUUAUGAAACAAAAUAUUGGUUAAUCUCUAGAAUCAAUUUCUAAUAUCAGCCCAUGUGAAUAGCUUUAUUAAAGGUCCUUUUAAAAAUAAAU